Molecule: messenger RNA, 1467 nt
Organism: Musca domestica (house fly)
Lineage: Eukaryota; Metazoa; Arthropoda; Insecta; Diptera; Muscidae
Product: zinc finger protein 224
Exons: 6
Coding region: 90-1313 (407 amino acids)
Biological process (GO): regulation of transcription by RNA polymerase II
Cellular component (GO): nucleus
Molecular function (GO): RNA polymerase II transcription regulatory region sequence-specific DNA binding; zinc ion binding; DNA-binding transcription factor activity, RNA polymerase II-specific
Source: RefSeq, a predicted model, not a curated record
UGGAACGCUUUUUAUAUCGGUUUCAAGAAUUUGAUGAGUUAACAGCCAAACAGAACCUUAUCAACAAGCCGAGUAUCCCCUUCUUAAUAAUGGAGCAAGAACACAUUUGUCGAAUAUGUAUGCAAGGCGGGGUACUUGUCAAUUGGAAUAAACCACUUUCGGAUGCAAUGGAUAUCUCAUACAAAGAUUGUUAUUACAAAUACACGCGACUGGAAGAAAUGGAUUUUGUUUCAGAUGCACUUCCGCAAUUCUUUUGUCAACUGUGUUCAAUAAAGAUGAAGCGGUUUCAUCUACUCAUAGAAAAAGCUAUUGAGACGCAAAAAUAUUUGGAACAAAAAUUACAAGAAUCCCUCAGCCUGCCUGUAGUAAAAAAUGAAAUUGAAGAAGAAACUGAAUGUGUCUAUAUGCCCGACAUAUGUUUUGAAAUAACUGCCAUAGAUUCUUUAGAAGAAACCCCUGAAAGCGAAUUACCGUCUCAGGAGGAGGAGGAAGCGAAUAGCACUGAAGAAGACAGUAGAAAUGAGCUAUCAGAAACUCAAACCGGCAAUCUCACCGAAAAUGAGUACGACCUGGAAAGCAAUGGUGAGAAUGGUGAUGGGGAAAACGAAUCCAUGAUAUCCGUUGAGGAAAAGAAAAACAACAGAUCGAAAUUGGAGACCAGAAAAGGUGCUAUGUGUUCAUACUGCUCAAAAAUCCUACAGGAUGCCUACGCUCUACGAAUGCAUGAGCUAAUCCACAAGGAGGACAGAGAGCGGGAAGUAACUUGCUCUAUAUGUGGUCUUAAAACUUUUACUAAAAGAUCUCUGUACACGCACAUGAAAAUCCACGAUAAGAAUCGUGAAAAGGAAUUCAAGUGUGAAUUCUGUGACAAGGCAUUCUUUCAUCGUGGGGCCUGCAAUGUGCAUCGUCGAAUACAUUUGGGUCAGAUGAUCAAAUGUCCCAUAUGUCCAAAGGAAUUUGCCAGACAAGUUGAUGUCGACCGGCACGUUCAAAGUCACUCUAGUACACCGUUACAUGCGGCCAAACCAAAGCCAAAGCUUAAGUACAUAGUUCACUGCAAGGACUGUAAUAAAGAUAUAAAUAGCGCCAAUUUUAAUGCGCAUAGAGCGCGACAUUUAAAUGAACCCUUUGUGCGUUGCAUUCUCUGUGAAAAGGAUUUCUUUAGUCGAGCUAAAUGUACUAUCCAUAUGAAACGGGUCCACAAGAGAACUAAGGACAACUAUGAUGACAUAACAAUGUAUUAUGAAAAAUAUAGGCCACGUUUGUCACAUGUCCUGAUGAAGCAACAAGAAGAUGUAGAAGCGAAGACAUGAAAUGUGGAUUGUCAGGGAAGAUAAGAGCGUUUGCAAUGUAUUUACUAUUGUUUUUGUAUAUAUGUAUAUAAUUAAAGAUUACUUACCAUGCGUUUGGUGCCCAAUUUGAAUUUGAUCCUAAAAAUAAAAGACAAAGGAAAAUAUUUUAAUAGUA